Messenger RNA from Pipistrellus nathusii (Nathusius's pipistrelle), 642 nucleotides. NCBI's taxonomy places the organism in Eukaryota, Metazoa, Chordata, Mammalia, Chiroptera, Vespertilionidae. The record is from the annotation of a GenBank genome assembly.
AUGGAGCCGGCCCGGGAGCCCCCCGCGCGCGCCCGGCCGCCGCCCCCCGCCGCCCGCCCCGCGCCCGCGCCCGCCGCGCCCCGGCCGCGCUCGCCGGGGGAGGCGGAGGCCCGCGGCCCCGAGGGGCUGCUGCGGCGCUCCGGCUCCGGCUACGAGGGCAGCACCAGCUGGAAGGCGGCCUUGGAGGACACCACCACCCGUCUCCUGCUCGGGGCCAUCGCCGUCCUCCUGUUCGCCAUCCUGGUGGUGAUGAGCAUCUUGGCAUCCAAGGGCUGCAUCAAGUGUGAGGCGCCCUGCCCGGAGGACUGGCUGCUCUACGGCAGGAAGUGCUACUUCUUCUCCGAGGAGCCGAGGGACUGGAACACGGGCCGGCAGUACUGCCACACCCACGAGGCGGCGCUGGCCGUGAUUCAGAGCCCCAAGGAGCUGGAAUUUAUGUUCAAGUUCACGCGGAGGGAGCCCUGGAUCGGCCUUCGCAGAGUCGGGGACGAGUUCCACUGGGUCAACGGGGAGCCCUUUGACCCCGACGCGUUCGCCAUCGCGGGGCUGGGCGAGUGCGUCUUCGUGGAGCCCACCAGGCUGGUGUCGACGGAGUGCCUGAUGACCCGGCCCUGGGUGUGCAGCAAGACGGCCUACACGUGA